Oryctolagus cuniculus (rabbit) is the source of this 4769-nucleotide messenger RNA. RefSeq names its product pyridoxal kinase (gene PDXK). Gene Ontology annotation, molecular function: pyridoxal kinase activity. Gene Ontology annotation, cellular component: cytosol. Gene Ontology annotation, biological process: pyridoxal 5'-phosphate salvage. NCBI's taxonomy places the organism in Eukaryota, Metazoa, Chordata, Mammalia, Lagomorpha, Leporidae. The record is from RefSeq and is a predicted model, not a curated record.
CGAGCCGCUCGCGAGGUCAGAGGGAGGCGGCGGCGCGUCCGGGCUAGCGCCUGCGCCGAGUGGGCCGCGCGCCGGAGCGGGGAGCCGGGAGCGGGGAGCCGGGGGCCGGGCCGCCCGCCUCGGCCCCGCCGGCAUGGAGGCGGAGUGCCGGGUGCUCUCCAUCCAGAGCCACGUCGUCCGCGGCUACGUGGGUAACCGGGCGGCCACGUUCCCGCUGCAGGUUCUGGGGUUUGAGAUCGAUGCUGUGAACUCUGUGCAGUUUUCAAACCACACAGGCUACGCCCACUGGAAGGGCCAGGUGCUGACGUCCGACGAGCUGCACGAGCUGUACGAAGGCCUGAGGCUGAACAGCGUGAACCAGUACGACUACGUGCUCACGGGUUACACAAGGGACAAGUCCUUCCUGGCCAUGGUGGUGGACAUCGUGCAGGAGCUGAAGCGGCAGAACCCCAGGCUCGUGUACGUGUGUGACCCGGUCAUGGGCGACAAGUGGAGUGGCGAAGGCUCCAUGUACGUGCCGGAGGACCUGCUGCCCGUGUACAGAGACCAGGUGGUGCCCGUGGCUGACAUCAUCACCCCCAACCAGUUUGAGGCCGAGUUGCUGAGUGGCAGGAAGAUCCGCAGCCAGGAGGAAGCCUUGGAGGUGAUGGACGUGCUACACUCCAUGGGCCCCGACACCGUGGUCAUCACCAGCUCCGACCUGCCCUCCCCGCGGGGCAGCGACUACCUGAUGGCGCUCGGCAGCCAGCGGAUACGGGGGCCUGACGGCUCCUGCGUGACCCAGCGCAUCCGGGUGGACAUGCAUAGGGUGGACGCCGUCUUCGUGGGCACUGGGGACCUCUUUGCUGCCAUGCUGCUGGCCUGGACGCACAAGCACCCCGAUAACCUCAAGAUGGCCUGUGAGAAGACGGUGUCGGCCAUGCAGCACGUGCUACAAAGGACCAUCCAGUGCGCACAAGCCCAGGCUGGGGAGGGGCGGAAGCCCAGCCCGGCCCAGCUGGAGCUGAGGAUGGUGCAGAGCAAGCGGGACAUCGAGGACCCCGAGAUCGUCGUGCAGGCCACGGUCCUGUGAGGCCGCGCCCGCCGUGGCGCGCAGUGUGUCGGCGUCCCCGGGCCCGAGACUUGUGUUGUUGUCCCUCGUAACCGGCCUCGAUCGUGACACGUGCCAGCCCUGCUUCGUACGACACAGCAGUCACAGCCACCCGGGAUGGAUUGGGAGGCCCCGCUCCCCUCCGCCGAGGCUCGGGCCCCCUGGGAGAGCGGCUCCGUCCCUCUGCCUGGGGGCGUGGCCGGGGGGGCGGCCCGCUGCCCGUGUGCUCGCGCUGGGCCGCUGACUGCCACCAGAUUCCCCGUGCCCCCUGGGCUGGCGCCUCUGGGCGUCGAAGGCCCCGCCCAUCUCGCCUGUCGUCUGGUCGUGCCCUCUUUGUCUCUGUCGAGUUCUUGUUUGUCUGCUGCUUUCCCAGGCCCCUGGGGGUCUCACGUCUCACACAGUGGUUUGACUGAAGGGAACCAUUUACCGUCUGUCCAGGUGCACACAGGCACCGUGGCCACACGGACAGGGACCAGUGAGGUCAGGUGGGUCCACAGCCUCCCCGGGGGUCGGCGCCGCCUCCCGUGUGUGCCCGGGGCUCCCCCAGUGGGGGUAGCGCUGGGCCUGGGUGGCCGUGAGGGCCUGGGGAGGCAGCCAUGGGUGUUCACCUUGAACACCGAGCCUGGUUAAUGGUGCUGCGUGUUGGCCACUGUGUGUGUGUGGAGGCAGGGACAGUGGACCGAGGGGCAGUGUCCCCACUCCUGUCCCCUCCCCGCAGCUCCGUGAUCUGUGCCAGCUGCAGGCAGGGAGGUCCUUCCUGGCAAGUGACGGCACUGGCGUGGUACGGGUGGGGCAGCCCUCAGACCCCCAGAUAAAGGCCGCAGCCACAGCCAGGCAGGGCCCAGGGUCUGGGGGCCCUGACCCUAGCAUCCCAUCCCCCAACCAGAGGUCUACAUCUGGGAACCCACAGCUGGGAGAGACAUGGGGAGACAGCAAGAAGUGGGGCCCCUGUGGCUCCACGAGAGCAGACUGGGGGUACCCCUGCCCCCCACUGCCAGCCCCCACCCCACCGCCUGCACCUCUCCAGGGUGUGCAGUUCCAGGGUCUUCCAGAAGCCCACCCACCAGCAGGGCGUCCUCCUCUGUUGGCAAAGGCCCUGGAGCAGAUGCUGGGGCGCCCUGAGUCCUCCCUCAAGUGCCCCAGGCCGGGCAGCUCCUCUCCGUGGCCACCCAGUGGAGCCCAGUGUGCGGGUCCCCAGGACACAGGGCUGGCUCCUUGGCGCCCAGCUGCUGGGCCCCACCAGGCCCCCCAACCAGCAGGAGGAGGGCGGCAGUGGCCAGUGCCCUGGAGGGAGGCAGCCUCCCUGGAGGGUGUGGUGAGCGCAGGGACCGGGCGGACGACACAGGGCCUUGUUGGGGAAGAGCCGCUGAGGGCGUGGCCACGGUGCCGACUUCAAAGCACAGGUAUCUUUUUUUUUUUUUUUUUUUUCUAGUAUCAGGAUCAAAUCUAGGACUGGAACAGAAAUGUCUUUGAGACGCUGAGGCUGGGGUAGGGGCUGGCGCAUGCCGAGGCCUUGCGGGACGCCUGCCUCCUCUCGGAGGUGGGGUCCCCGUGCCUUGGUUCCUCCUCUCCCCUGCGUUACCCGUGGUGGCACCAGGGUCGUGCCCUGCACUCCUGCAGCACAGCCGCAUGUUGUCCCCUUUGGCCAUACAGCCCGCGUGACCAGGAGGGCUGUGGCUGAGCCAUGCGAGGGGCCGGGGCGACACCCGGGUUUCUGGGAGUGGGUGGUGCCUUGGCAGCAGGCAGGACUCGUGCAGGAAGAGGAUGUCGGGGACUGGGGACCCCCAUGCCCCAGGCUCGUCUCCCCGGGGAGGGGCACAGCCCCUCCACUGCAUGUGGGCCCCAGCGACCGUGGGCACGGGUGGGCAGGGUUUCAGAUGCAUCUGGGAUCCAGGUGACUGUUCUGUGGCUGAGUGGCGCGUGGGGGCCGCGCCUGCCUGCUACUCCCAGGUGCAUAGCCGCCCAGGCUCUACUCCAGCCGUGCACGUCUUGUCCCUUGGACUGCACGUGCUCCUUUUAAAACUGCACCAGUCCCACCAGGGGGGCUGUGCCAGGGAGUCCCGGCACCAGGACUGUGAGAGGCGUGGGUGAGCACGGCGAGCGGCGGGCUGGAGCCACCCCAGGACCUGCACCCUCGCGGGGCAGAGCAGGCACAGGCUGGCGCAGGCUGCCGUGGCGUGGGGAGCAGCUGGCCGGGCUCCCCGCGGCGUCCCACUGUUGGCACCUGGCUUCCUCUCUGGUAGGAGGCGAGCAUGGUCUCGCCACAGCUCGGCUCCCCCUCUCCUCUAGCAGGACCAGCUGCGUGUGGGGAGGGGUCCACACUGAUGCUACCCAGCGGUAGCACACGGCUGCCUGGAUGGCCAGGAGUCCCCUUCCUCCCGGGGCUUCCCAAGCCCCCGCCUGGGCCUGGACUUGAGUGGGCAGUGUGGGGUCUGUGCGCCUGGGCCUGGACUUGAGUGGGCAGUGUGGGUUCUGUGCGCGUGGGGCACGGGAACUUCGCUCUGAGUGCCCCCCCCCAGGUGGGUGUUGGGGGGAGCCACGCACCCUGCCCCGAGAGGAGGAGCUGCUGAAUUUGUGUCCCGCCACCCGGCCUAGGGGCCCCCCUCCCCGCCGUCUCCUCUGCAGUUCCCUGUACUAACACUCCCAGCAGAAAGACCCAAGCCUCCCUAAGCAGGGCCCUAGACCUUGAUGCCAGCUGGCCUGGGCGUGGCCACAGCCCCCAGGACUCCUGGCACAUGAGCUGCGGGGGAGCUGGGCGUGUGGGGUCCUUGCCGCAGGUGCAAAGGGUGCGGCACACCUGUGUCCUGGGGACAGUGUGGGUCCUGCGUCUCCAGGCUGGGUGCCAGCAAGGGUCAGCCGCCCUUGUGGGGAUUUUUUUAACUGUACAUCUCUGUUAGAUCGUGUGCUCGGUGCCCCGCCCCGGCUCUGCAGGACAGCUGCCCGGGAGCUGCUGCUGGCCUCUCCCGCCCCAGGCUCGGGCCCCUCUGUGGUGUAUGUGUCCCUGCCGACUCCGGUUCACUCUGGGUGCAGGAUGUUCUAGAAUGUUCUCUGUCCUUAAUGUUCAAAGACAUUAGUUAUAAAAUGAAGUCUUAUAACGCAGAUUCCUGCCUUCCGUGACGACGUGUGUGUGUGUGAAACAAUUCAACAAGUAACUUAGACCUGACUUAGUGAAUGUCUGAAAACUAUAUUCAUGGGAAGUUGUUCUGGAGGUGUGUUCUGUUUUUUUAAAUUCUGGAAGAAUAAACAGGUGUUUUUGAAGUUUCCCGCUGUCUGGGCUGAGCCAGGACCCUGUCCUCAGCAGGGCGUCCGCGCUCUCCCUGGCCCCGGCCUCGCCCCUGCCCCCUCCCUCAGCUCACUGAGGGGACCCCGUCUCUGGUGGGAGCAUCUUCAGGCCCUGGGGCUCCCUCCCUGGCUGGGGGACGUCACUGUCUUGAAGACGGAUGGCAGGGGCAGAACCAGGUGGGUGGGCACACAGGGCCGGCCAUGGGCUGGGGGUGUCAUUCGGGACCUCUGCAACUUCACAGCCUGGCAGGUGUCACCCAGCGAGGGGCCGAGGCGCUGCCUGGAGCCCGGGGGCUUGCCCGGCUCCGGCAGCUCCAUGCGUCUGUGUCUGUGCACGUCUGUCCUGUGCUGGUCCCGUGCCGUGUGCGAUGAGCCACAAAUAAAUGUUUUCUGGUGA